Centropristis striata (black sea bass) is the source of this 509-nucleotide messenger RNA. Its product is annotated as cystatin-A1-like. The record is from RefSeq and is a predicted model, not a curated record. The transcript has 3 exons. Gene Ontology annotation, molecular function: cysteine-type endopeptidase inhibitor activity. Bases 96 to 458 code for a protein of 120 amino acids. Lineage: Eukaryota; Metazoa; Chordata; Actinopteri; Perciformes; Serranidae. Gene Ontology annotation, cellular component: cytosol.
GUAUAAAUAUAUUUGAUAACCAGCUGAAAAUAAUCACUCGAGGCAGAAAAAGCAGACUGUGGACUUCUCUGUUGACUUUAACAGACCUUUUGACAAUGGCAAACAUCGUUCAUGUAGAAUGUAGAGUGGUGAGGGAGGACGUCGAUGAGGAAAUUCAGAGGAUUUGUGAUAAGGUGAAGGGCCCAGUGGAGGAAUUCACAGGCAAGACCUAUGAGGUCUACAAGGCCGUUAAAUACAGGAGCCACCCUCCUCUGGGUAAUGGAAACUUCCUCAUCAAGGUUUUUGUUGGAGUGGAGGACUACAUUCAUCUGAGUGUCCAUGAAGUCAGGACCCUUGUCCUAGGAAUGCCCAGGCCCAUAGAAAUGCUGCAAGGUGUGGAGCAGCGAAGAACCAAAGACGACCCCCUUGUGUCUUUUGUUAACACAUUUAAAUGGUCCUCUUCCACAGCCACUGAAUAACAUAAUCUGUGAUGUUAAAAAGAAUGCUUAAUCAAUCAUAAAAAAUAAACA